GAUCCGUUGUACGACACAAGGGCGCCACCUACACAGUCGUCGGGCCGAGGCGAGGAUACAGGCGAGCGCUUCCAAAGGUGAAAAUCUAGGCUGUUUUGGUGGCAGUAAAAAGAAGAAAGAAGGCUCUUCGUCUUCUAACUCAACCAGCCCUCUGGGCAAGAGUGAACCGGACUCGCAGGCGCUCGAAACGGGCAACUCUCAGUUGGGCUACAGCGUGCCGAAGGGGACUGAAAUGCUGUGGUCGCCUGAGGUGGUGCCGCUGUACAUGGCUCUGCUGCAGAGCUGCUCAAACCCGGAGACGCUGGAGGCGGCGGCGGGCGCGCUGCAGAACCUCGCCGCGUGCUACUGGCAGCCCUCCAUCGACAUCAGAGCCGCUGUCAGGAAGGAAAAAGGUCUACCAAUCCUUGUGGAACUCCUGCGCAUGGAAGUGGACCGCGUGGUGUGCGCGGUGGCUACAGCACUGCGAAACCUGGCCAUCGAUCAGCGCAAUAAGGAGCUUAUUGGCAAGUACGCCAUGCGGGAUCUCGUACAGAAGCUGCCGAGCGGGAACCAACAGCACGAUCAGGGCACAUCAGACGACACCAUAGCUGCUGUAUUAGCGACGUUAAACGAAGUGAUCAAAAAGAGUGGAGAGUUCUCGCGCUCUUUGCUGGAGGCGGGCGGCGUCGAGCGGCUCCUCAACCUCACCAAGCAGCGGCACUGACACACGCCCAGGGUGCUCAAGUUUGCAGGUCAAGUGCUGGUGACGAUGUGGUCGCACGCGGAGCUGCGCGAGGUGUACCGCAAGCACGGCUGGCGCGAGGCGGACUUCCUCACGCCCGCGCGCGCCC
This is a messenger RNA of Manduca sexta (tobacco hornworm), 830 nucleotides long. RefSeq names its product catenin delta-2-like. NCBI's taxonomy places the organism in Eukaryota, Metazoa, Arthropoda, Insecta, Lepidoptera, Sphingidae. The transcript is spliced from 6 exons. Gene Ontology annotation, cellular component: nucleus; cytoplasm; adherens junction. The coding region runs from base 233 to 703 and encodes 156 amino acids. Gene Ontology annotation, molecular function: cadherin binding. The record is from RefSeq and is a predicted model, not a curated record. Gene Ontology annotation, biological process: cell-cell junction assembly; cell-cell adhesion.